This is a messenger RNA of Fimicolochytrium jonesii, 1912 nucleotides long. RefSeq lists its product as uncharacterized. Bases 118 to 1740 code for a protein of 540 amino acids. NCBI's taxonomy places the organism in Eukaryota, Fungi, Chytridiomycota, Chytridiomycetes, Spizellomycetales, Powellomycetaceae. The record is from RefSeq and is a predicted model, not a curated record. Gene Ontology annotation, cellular component: membrane. Gene Ontology annotation, biological process: zinc ion transmembrane transport. The transcript is spliced from 3 exons. Gene Ontology annotation, molecular function: zinc ion transmembrane transporter activity.
GUUAGAGGCGGGUCUGACGAUUUCCAGAACCUUACUUUCUUCGCCGGGACGAUCUGCGGACCGACGCCGUCGAAACCAAUGUCGGCGCAGUAGAAAGCGCCCCAAAAAAGGAGCGCGAUGAGCGUUACAGAAAGGGUUCCGGACUCGACGCACCACUGGAGUGACUCCUACUCCUAUGUAGGUGUACAUGAACCUGCACACAUCGGUCUUCCUCGACACCAUCGUCAAGUAUCUCAGCAAACGCACCUCGGCCACCGCUCCAGGAUCCGGAAAAAGUCGCCCGUCAUGACGCACCUCCUCCUAGCAUCCCUUCACGUCUUCCUCUCAGCACUCGCCUGUGUUCUCGGCGCAUCAUGCAUAUUCUUACAAAGACUACGGGAGUCUGACUCCUGGAUGGUCGGAGCUAUGGGUGUUUCGGCCGGGACUCUUAUUUAUACUAGUCUUGUGGAACUCGUUGAAGAGGCAACGGACAAUUUGGUUGACAAAGGGGGGUGGCAUGGGACGGUUGUUUGGGGGAUGUUUGCUGUUGGGUGUGCUGCAACAAUGGGGAUCAAUGCGCUUUUGACGUACUUGAAUGGCAGCAACGAUGCAUGUGGAUAUCACGACCAUGCCACUGCAACUCACUGCAACACCGAUUCAAAUGAAGACUCGGAUGCAGAUUCACCCAACCAUGUCACACAUCCACAUCCACCCACCCAUGAGCACUCAACGAAACAAAAACCAGACUCACCACGGCCCUCCGAACCACAUCCCCACCAGCCAGCCUCCUCAUCGGCCAGCAACACAAUCCACUACAGCUAUCUCCACGAACCAGCAGUAGACAUGGGCAGCGACCCCAAUUUCAUCGAGGAAGUCGACUCCCACACCAUCUCAAUCCCCCACUCCUCCAUGGAGAACUACAAUGGGUACGGUUCCCCGCCCAGCUGUUCUGUUCAUCAUUCCCGCCCCUCCUGCAACCGCAGCGAAAGCACCCCGCUCCUCUCCAGCCUUCAUCGCCACGUCCGGCACAGAUCCUACUCAUUCACCCGCUUCUCAACAACCUCACGCCGGUACACCCCUAGUCCGCUCUCAUCCUCCCACACCCCUUCCCCGCUCUCCAGUAAAGAAACCCUCGACAGCCGCCAAGACCAACACCCCGAAAAUAACGAACCUCAAACAGAUAGACAGAUGUACAAUCUAGGCCUCUCAACAGCCCUCAGCAUCUCCCUCCACAAACUCCCCGAAGGCUUCAUCCUCUUCACAUCCUCAGCCUUCUACGACAAAUCACACACGGCCACGCUCAUAUUUCUCGCCCUGGCGCUGCAUAACUGCACAGAGGGCCUGGCGAUCGCCGUGCCGCUGUACAUGGCCUCACGGAGGAAGGUGUGGGCGUGGGGGUGGGCGUGCGUGUUGGGCGGGGUUGCGCAGCCCAUAGGGGCGGUUUUGAGCUGGGUCAUUCUCGGGAGGGUGUUUGCACGACGGGAUUCCUCUUCCGCUGGUCCAUGUCACGAGCCAUCACAGUCACAGGUGAUAUCACAGACGGAAGAGUGCGACCCCGACCCCCUCCAAGGAACAGAAACCUUCUUUGGCCUCCUCUUCGCGUUCGUGGCCGGCAUGAUGCUCUGGGUCGCCGUGGACGGGCUGCUACCCGCCGCGUGGGGGAUUGUGGGCGACGACGUAGGCAAGCGGAGGGUUAUGAGUUGGAGUAUUGUUUUGGGGUUGUUGUUGAUGGGGGUUUGUUCCGCUCUUACGGGGGAGUGAUGUGUCAGGCGUGUUUUGCGGGAGGCGGGCGUUAUUGAGCAGGUUUUCUAUUUUGUCAAUGGGUCGUACCCCGCUGAGGGCGGAACUUGUAUAGCUUUUUGCGUUGUUCUUGUAUAUAUGCGUGCGCUAUCAUUAUUGAAUACAGUACCACUCCUAUCGUCUGGAUUCGAGC